AAUUAAUGGGAGUGCUGCGCUGCCCUUCGGCUGCAGCCGCACGUGUGGAUGUGGCACUGCGUGUGUCCCCUCCCUGUCCGUGCCCACACCAACACAAGGACUGAGCUGUGACCAUACUACGUUCCUAUGAGCAGCCCGGAGGGACAGCAUGAGGAAAUCGACAUACUCAGGGAUCACCCGGACCUCCAGUGGGAGACUGCGCAGGCUCAGCGACCAGACCAGCCCCAGUGAGUUGCAUGGCUCUUUCUUUCUGAAACUUCCUCAUCCAAUAAAAUACAAAACCAAUCAGCAACAAAUGCAACCAACCAACCAGUUAACAACAAAUGGGUUGGGAGAAUGGAAGGAGUAACUUCUGGAAAAUGCAGCUCCUGCCUCCUAUUCACUGAAGGCUGCUGAUAAAUGCAGAGUUCUCUGUGCAGUAGCAGCAGAGCAGCAUUUAUAUAAAAGAGAGCAGUAUAUAUAAAAUAACCGUGAAAAGAGAGAGCAGUGUAAAAUAAAAGAUUAAUUACUUACUGAAUAAUGGAUCCAGAGAGAAUAAUUAGAAAAGCCCAUCUCAAUUCCAGGGGUCUGACAGCAGGUAACAGAAAGCAGGAAUGGCCUGAGGUUGAAAUACAGCUUUAGUAAUUAGCGUCUAGUUCUUACUCUCUUUAGCUAUUAUUUUUUAUUGGAUGUGGAGAUUUAUGGAUUAUACGUGCUUAUGACUAAAUUUACACUCCUAAUUGCAGCGUAAUGUUUCUGAAGCUGCUUCUGAUUCAGAAGGAAGCAGGUGGGAGGGGUUCCUUCUGGAAGGUGUUUGCAGCCUCUGGGAACGUAGCAGAGCAGCCGCAGUGCUUGGGAACACCUGAGUCCAUCGGCUCUGCAGUUUUCGUGCUGGUUGGGCUGCACAGAAUUCUUAGAAUCAUUAAGGUUGGAAAAGACCUUUCAGCUCACCAACUGUGGCCAUCAGCCUACCCCCACCAUGCCCACUGACCACAUCCCUCAGUGCCACGUCUCCAUGGUUCUUGGACACCCCUAGGGACGGUGACUCCACCACGCCCCUGGGCAGUGUGUGCUGAUGCCUCACCACUCGUUUCAGGAAGAAAUUGUUCCUAAUAUCCAACCUGAGGUACAACCUCCCCUCUGGCAUCACCCCAUCAUUUUCACUGGGGUGCUGCUGCUCACCUCUGCUUGAAGAGAACCCUGCUUGCCUGCUCCAUGCCCAGCACUGCCCACAUUGAGGUCAGGGCUUCCAUCCGCUCCCAUUCCCUCUGUCUCUGUCACUAACAGUUGCUCCCUGUGGGCUUUGUUUGCUGUUUCAAUUCAUCUUCUCAGCCCUCAUAUCCUGUCUCAGCUCCCAGAUGGAUCUAUCCAAACAGUUGUUGUCAGCUUUUUCCUUUGAGCUGGGGGGAGGAGAAAGCCACCCUCAGAAGCCUUCCUGGAGUACUGACCUCAACAUUCUGCUGUAUCGGGGCAUGAGCACAUGUGGGAUGGGGAUUAGUCACAGGCAUCUGGUUUAGGGUGCACUUAAGGGCUUUGGAAGGUAUGACAGCAUCUGGCUGGCCUUCAUCAGAAGUAGGGACAGACCCAGAGGUAUUGCAGGUAUGGUACAGACAUGGUGACAGGGAGCAUGGCACACUGUGAUGUGGCCCUCGCAGCUCUGGAGCCCCACAGUUGCAGAGCACUGAGAUGCUGUGAUGUAUCAGUGGAUGUAAAUGUGGUCUGAUCGGGAUUAUGGCCACAAACUGACAUUGGAUAGCUGGAAAAAUGCACUGUGUAAUAAAUCAGCGCGGAGUCAGUAUUGGUCUGGGUGCUGAUGGCAGCAGGAGCAGGAAGCUGAGCUGCAGUGCAAGUGAUAAAAGCUACUUUGAAACGUGGCCACUAGUACAGAAGCUGCAAGUUUUGAACUAAACUGCAUGCUUAUCUUCUGUGUGAGCAACAACAACACUGCAGUUGUAGCCCUCACAUCGCAUGUUUUCCUAUACAUAUGUCCAAGGACAGAAAGGGGAUUUGGUACAGCUCCAAAGGUAACUGGAGUGUGGAGAACCUAAAUUAGAAGACACAGCACAUUUGUUCAAUCUUGUUUCCUUUAGAGUCUAAUUAUAUACUUUUCCACUUUUUUUGGUGAGAGAUCUUUUAAAUAUUUUUUUUUUUUUAGUUAAAAUCAAAUGAGCAACUCAGUGCUCCAUUUUACAUUGCAGUAAAUAUUUAUGACUCUAUAUAACUGCAACUCAAUUUCCCCUUGUUUCAGAUCCAAAUUUUCCCCUCUGCACAUCUGGCCCUGUACCCAGAAGCUUUUAUUCCUAUGCAAGAUAAAUUGGGACUGGGAUGACUGAGCAGUGGCUGUAAAUGAAGCGUCACAGAAGGGGGUUGUUUUGGGCUCUUUGCCACCCUAAACAAAGAAAGGGAUGACAUGCAUUUCCAUAGCCACUGGCUCUUGGGAUUCAGAUAGCUGCAAAGUCAUCCACAGACCAUGCAUACCCCUGGGACACUCAGUGACAUUGGGACCCCAAAUCUGGUAUUGGCUUCUUUUUGGGAACCUUAUUUCAUGAUUCCUCUUGGUUUUUCUUGUAACUUUGGAGGCAGUUGUGUGGCUUGGCACGCAGCUCAGGGAGCAGCAAUUCUAAGAGUUUAGAGCUUCAGUCUUUGUUUCGUGCAGGACAUGUAUGUUGUCCUGGGUAAGCCAUUGUGGUGGGACACAUCUGGGCUUCUUGGUGGUCAGUGGGGAGAGCCGGUGGCUAUCAGAGCGUCUGAGAGCACCUAUUUUAGGAUAGGAAACAGGCUUCUUGAAGGAACCCAUGUCCCCAUGGGAUUACAGGGAACUAUAAUUUCUUUGGGGUGGUCUGGCUGUGGGACUGCAGCUCCCUGUGGGGAGCAGCACUGUCCUGGGGUGCAGCCUUCAGCCAGACCUGGGCUGGGAAAGUGAUCGGGUUUGGCACUGUCACCCCCCAAUUGAGACAUGAGAGCCUGCCGAUGAGGCUGAGUUUUGUGAGUGGUUUGGAGGCUCUGUUCCAUGUGCAAUUGGAAACAGGCAGAGAGAGGGAAUUGGGAAGCCCUUUAUGAAGGGCUCUGUCAGAGUGCAGUGUUGGCCUCUAAAAUGUUGCCGUCAUCUGAUUUUUGGUAGCUUAGGGUAAUAUUUCUGCAAGGAUAAGAACUGUGUGUUAGGGAAGUUACUCCCACUUCAUUUUCCUAUAGCUGUACGUGAUGGCUUUGAAAGAGAGAAAUAUUUGCUGACAUUUGCCAUCCGGAGCAGAGCUGUGUUCCCAAGUAGCAGAGAACAGCCCCAGUGCAGCUGGAGUGGAAGGUAUCAGCAUCAGGUUCCUCCUGGCUGCCAGCUGCAUUGCGGACUUUGAUUUUCUUCCAGGCUGCAAUUUGGGUUUUGCUAUGAGGAAGGAACUCCCCAUUGUAGAGGCAAUAUAGGAGGGUCCAAAGAAAGGUAUAUUUAUUGGUUUAACUGAACCAGCACAUCCCUCCUGUGCAGGUAGAUGUAGGAGGGAGUGGGAUACCAUCUUGCUGCUCUUGCACUGCUGCUAUUUCAGGUCAGGUGCUUUGUUCGUGAGAAACACCAAAUGGAGAGGAGGGAGACAGGUGCCUCUGCUUUCCUGUUUCAGCCUUUGUCUUGCUGCUGGGCUAUGUGGAGCAGGGCAGGGGCAGGCUGCCAGGGCAGCUGCAGCCGCGCUCCCAUCCCGGGCAGGCGGUGCAGCCCUGUCCUGCAGCGUCAGCAGCUGGCUGGGAGUCAACCACAGCUUGUCUCGGGGCUUUUUGGAAGCAUAAUUUAGAGAGGCAUAAAUCUCAAGGCCAGCUAUCUGGGUUACAUUAUAAAGGGGCACUCAUUGAUGUCAUGAAACCCAUCAUCGAAGCGGUUGGUUUAAUGUUGUUUAAAUACUUCUGUUGGGACACCCUCCAGGCCUUAUAGCUGUAUCAGGCUGCUUGGAUUUUGGGUCAUCUUGAGCCCCUUGUCCACCCUUUAAGUGGUGCCAAGCUCUAGCACAGCUCUAACUUCAGGGCUGUGUAAUUAAACAGGCACUUGCUGAAGGGCUCCAUGGCUGAUGACGCACUCAUCUCCUUGUGAAAAAUGCUUCAGCAGUGCCAGAAAAGAGCCAUGCUUCCUUCAUUAUCAGCCAGCCAGGGGCAGUGUCUCUGUGUGACUCCUUAUCAGAGCUGUUGCACAGAUACUUCUUAUUUCUUCUCAUUUUGCUUUUCCCUGCUUAAGUCUGGUGGUUUCCCUUGGACAGGAAUUGACAUUCCCAUUUCACAGAGGGAGACAGAGCAGCAGAGAUCCUGUAAGCAGCACUGUUUGCAUUGCCCAUGAGACUGGGAGUCCUUCUGGGGCACUGAAAUGAGAAGCUGCGUGUCCUGGUGGGGGGCUGUGGGCACUAGAUUUAAUUGGGCAUCUCAAAUUAGUGAACCCUGAUGAAGUCAGAUGUUGCAGUGAGGAUCUUAAAAUGCUUGUAAUGAGUUUAAGGUAGAUAUGGCAAUAGGUUCUACUGUUUCCAUCUCUUGGUUUAGUCCCUUGGCCUGGGGACAAUCUCUCUGUGCUCAUUGUCCAAGAGAGCAGCUUUAGAAGGUGAACCAAAAUAGUGGCAAUAAAAGAAAUACCAAAAGCCAGGGGCUCCCUAGCCAAGCGUGCAUGAUUACAGUUAUGUAAGCUAAUUCAGAGUGCUAUAAAAACCAUUAGGUCUCCUGAGUUGUUUUUCCCCAGGGAAAUACUGCCAGAACUGACAAAUCCCUCCUGCAGCUCAGGCAUGGGCACAGCACAGCCCUCUGUGUGCAGCCAUGGUACCCCAUCCCUGGAGGUGUCCAAGGCCAGGUUGGAAUGGGGCCCUGGGCAACCUGACCUGGUGCCUGAUCAAGUGCCUUGCAGCCCUGCCUAUGGCAGGGGGUUGGAACUAGAUGGUCUUUGAGGUCUCUUCCAGUCUGAGCUAUUCUGUGAUUUUAUGAUACCUGAGCAAGUCGAGCUGAGAGCUCCUGCACUGGGCUUCAUCCAGACCUUCAGCUUAUCCCAGCCUUGCUGAAUCCUGCCUUGGUUUCCCACUGGCAUGUGAGGACCAAGCUGUGACCAAGCAGCGUGCUGCUGUGAGCUAGGGGAACACACGUCUCUGUGCUGUGAUAUUUUCAACACAGGCUGCGCCUUUCACCUUGGUACAUCUGCAGAAGGGUUAACCCAGGACUUGUGGCUGCAGCCUAGUUGUGUUGGACGUGUCCCUACAUGAGGUCAUACACAUUUCUUCAGGCAGUCUCUGUUCCCCUUUGUUCCCUGCCCCACACUGGGCACACCAGCUGUGCAGCUCUCUGUGCCAGUGAGUGUCCCCAUGCACACACACUGCUCAUUUCCUCAGGCUCCUGACAAGCCUGGUGACAUGUGUCCUCUCCGUCCUCCUCAUCCUGAGCAAGCAGAAAAGGGUGAAGCCAGGUCAGCCUGGAGAAUCCCUCCUGGAGCAGUGCAGCUCCAUGAAUUUGUCUUUGCAGGAAAGCCAAACCCUAGGCAGCAAGAAGGUAAAGUGGGAAAGCUGCUCUGGGCUCAGGUGCUUGGAUUGCUGCACAGACACACGUCCUGUGCUUGCAUAAUGCAGACACGUGGAGCUGCCUGGGGUGGUCCUGUGGGGAUGCCACGUGCUUCAAGUGGAGAUGUGCAUUAGUUAGGAUGCAAGUGGGAGUGCAGGCUGUUGUGUGCAAGCUGAGAGUUAAGGCAUAGUGAUUCCUUAUUUACUGGAACUGAAGGAGGACUGGUGUGCCUUGGCGUGGUUGGGGUGUGCUAACUCCUGCAGUGCUGGCUACCUACGUUGCUGUGUGUGGUCACAUUCCUCUCCAUCGGAUAUGUGCGUCUCCUCAUGGUGUUUUUCUUCCUUAUCUUUUUUGUUGUUGAAACGUCAAUUUGCAAAUUGCCCCUGGGCAUGUUGGCAGAGCUCGUGGCUGCUCCACUUUCCCUCUUCCCCUCCAUCGUGGUGUCCCUCAUCACGUGGGCAGAGGCGAAUUCCCCAGCCCUGCCUGCACACCACAGGCGUGCUGUGAGCCUCCUCAGCCACACAUCCGGUGGUGUCUGGCAUUUCCCAAAACCCCUAAUUGUGCCUUGGGCAGAGAGCACCAAUUUGCUCCUUGCUAUAUUUAUCCCGUUUGCAGGACAGGAGUCACAGCCCUUCUCUGGGUUGCAGCAACCUCCGCUAUCCAUACAAGCUUGGAGAUGAAAGUAUGGAGCACAGAGAGCCAACCGUACCCUGGGCUGCACCCAAAGCAGUGUGCUCAGCAGGUCAGGGAGGAGAUCUGCACCUCUGCUCUGUGCUGUGAGACCUCACCUGGAGCACUGCAUCCAGAUGUGGAGUCCUCAGCACAGAAGAGACUGUUAGAGUGCAUCAUGGAGGGCUCCAGAAAUGCUCCCAGGGAUGGAACAGCCCUAUGAGGACAGGCUGAGGGCUGUGCAGCCUGGAGAAGGGAGAGCUGAGAGCGGUCUUCAGUAUCUCAAGGGGAGCUGUAAGGGAGAAGGGGAUAGACUUUAGUAGAAUCUGCGUGAUAGGACAAGGGGAAAUGACUGCAAACUGAAAGAGGGCAGAUUUAGACUCGAUGUACAGAAGAAGUUUUUACACCACAGGCAGUGAGGCAGUGGCACAGGUUGCCCAGAGAGGCGGUGAUGCCCCAUCCCUGCAGACAGCUGAGCUCAGGCUGGAUGGGGCACUGAGCACUGCUGGAGCUGUGGGUGUCCCUACUCAGUGCAGGGGGAGAAACCAGAUGGCCUUUAAGGAUCCCUUCCAACUCCAACCAUUCUAUGGUUAUGAAGCAUGGGUGCUUUCUGGGGCUGGACCAAUGGCAACAAGCAGUCCAGGCAGGUCGGCAUCUGUUGAGGAUCCUGGAAGAGUUAACGUGCAUCAGGAGGGAGCGAGCAGUCCUCCUGCCUCGCCUCGCCUUUCACUCUGCACUGCCAGCUGCUAUUAAUACUUCAGCACAUGAGUGUUAAAGCACAAGCAGAGAGCCCAGGGAGGAUAUGCUCGGGAUUUCCGGCAGUUUGAAGCUUUCAGGCAGAGAGGUUGAGAGCCAACACAGAGGAGAAGCCAGAGCAGAGGCUCUUCUUAAAGAUACACUCCUCCCUAAUAUGCAUGGGAUGGGGCAAGAUGUGUGCACUGUUUGAGCUCAGACCUGUGUUUCCUCAUCGCUGAAUGGAAUCUAAGUGGUGAGGAGCCUCUCGCACCACGUUUCCCUGCCCCUCCAGGCCCUGCAGCUCUCUGGCACCACUGUCAGUGCACUUUGAGGCUCUGCUCCCUGCACCGACUUGCAGCACUAGGCCUUCCCAGCUCACUCAGCAGGAGGGCUGGGUUACACAUUGCUGCCUGGCUGGUGCCAGAGCCUGCAGCUCCUACUAGAUCCAAGCUGCACGCUGUGGAGCAGCAUGGCUGCACCUUUAAAGGGAAUCUGCAAAAUUCACUUGAGGACUUGAGUCUGGAAGAGAGCAUCCACCCUGAGGUUUUAUGAGAUUAAAGUUGAGGUUCAUUAAUCAUCAUUGGUAUUCACUUCACUGGGUGUCUCGUGCCAAUCUGCAGGAACGAUCCCUUCACUCUGCCGCUCCUGAUCACCUGGUUCUUGAUGGGUUAAAAUCCCCAGGCUGAGGCAUGUGUGCUGCCCAUCCCUUCUUCCUUUCCAUUCACCUUCUUCCUUUCUUGGUACUUCCUGAGUUUUUCCCUUCCUCAGCAGCAUCAGCCUGCUUAUGGCAUAAGGCACACAGCCAUGAGGGCUGUGGAUAGUGGUGAUUGCAGAGGUCUGGGUUUUGUGCUGCACCGGGUCAGCGGCUCCCCUGGGCUCCUGCUUUGUGUUGGGCACCUUCGCAGUCUUGGGCAGGAAGCGUGGUUUUGGGCUGUGCAUGGGAAAGUUUUGCUCAUUGUCCCCUCUUUAGUGCCUUAGGCACUGGUAGCAGGAACAUGCAAAGCAUUAAUGGGGAAAGAGCAGGAAUUUGGGAAGGAAUCUAAGCCUCCCUGCCUAGCAAAUAACUCAAGCUCUGACCGCUGGGGAUUAGAACUUUCCUAAGGCAUGGAGCAUCCCGGAGCUGCCUCCACUUCAGCUUUUUCUAUCUGUAGGGUUGCUGCUGGUUUGACUGUGCUGCUUGCCAGAUGCCAUGCAGCAUGUGCUUUGUUCCUCCCUCUGUUGACAAUGAUGCUCCAUCAGCUGCUCCAUGGGGAAACACGCAUGAUUGCUGGGAUUUCUCACGUUGCCGCUGGAAAGCAGUGCAGAAUAGGUGCAGGCUUUGAGCUCCAAUGUCCUAACAAGGGACUGAGGGCUGCAGCUGGCUUGUCUGCUGGCCCUGGGGACAGAGGCUGUGCCCUUGCAUCUGGCUGAGUGACUCAGGCUGCAGGAUGUCAAUAGGCACUUGCGGUGGGUGGCACGGGGAGGUGGCUGUGGGCAGUCAGCUCCACCGCUCAGUGCUCCCCAUCUGCUACAGCAGUUCUGUGUUGCGCUUAGGGGGACAUCUGCUGCGUCCCUGCAUUCUGGGGGCAUGGAGGGGCAGUGGUGACCCCCAAGGUUAGUGGGGGGGAGGGUAUCCCCGCCGCGUUCCCAAAGGCUGGAGACAGGGAGAACAGGGCAGCCCCAUGUUGCAGCCACAGUCCUGCUGCCUGCCCUGGCCGAUGGCCAAGUGGAAGUUUCCGCAAGGCCGGCCCAUCGCAUCCCUCCGUCGAAGCUGUGCAGAGGGGACUGCCAAGGCAGAGCAGGGAAUCCUCGCCAGGAGCAGGCGUGAAGCUCUCCGGCGGCUGCAGGGGAGGGUCAACAUGUGCAGAGAGCAGCAGCCCGCGGUGCUGCGCCGGGAGUGAAGUCAGCCUUCAUCAGCCGAAUAGUUUAUGCAUGAAUCGAAACUUCAGACCUGGCUGGGUGGAGGGAACGCGCAGGAGCUUUGCUCUUCGCAAACGCUCUCGCCAAGGAAGGAGGAGGGGAUAGAGGAAAUAGCAGCAAAAUCAGGCUGGGGAAGCGGGGAGAGGUUGGAGACGCUGGAUGAGUUGUUGGCGCUGUUAUUGCGAGGAGCCAAGUUCCCUAAGCAUCUCCUGGUGGAUAUUAACAGAGAGCUGCGGUGAUCAGAGUGCUCCCCCGGACACUCACGAGCUGUGGCUUUAAGACUGUUUCACAGAGGACUUGGGAUUUCCAUUCUUCCUGUGCCUGGCGGAGUAUUUCGGGGAGUUCCAGGAUUUUGGGGUCAUGCACCCCCUUUUUCCUCCUUCUUCCUCCUUUCUCUUCCUCCCUUCCUCUUUCUUUUCAUUUCAAAGAGACAAAGCUACUUCAGUUUGGAGCACAAACAUAUGAUCAGCACAUGGAAAUGUGGUAAUUUGGAUGCAUUCAUGAUUGCAACAGAUUGAAGAAAUUAGACCAGACAAAGAGCUUUUUUUGGAGGAGGAGGAGGCAAGGCAAGGAGGGAGGGAGAGUGGGUGAAAGAAGGGGACGCCACCGAAAAAAGGGACGGCCGUGACACGCGGAUGCUAAAUAUAUCCCGUAGUAAUGGAGAGGGACCGGAUUUCAGACAGAAGGUGGUUCCAGCAGAAACCAGGGGGGGAGCGAGUGGGGGAAAAAAGAAACUGCUCUCUGAGUCUGGAUCUCAUUUGAGUUUCUCUCUUCCCCCCCCUCUGUUCCCAUGUGCCGCGCGGCGCGGGGGGAUGAAUGCUGAGCCUGUUAGCUCCGAGCUGCCAGUCGGGAAGAGGGAGGAAAAGCGCCGAGCUCUUGGCAUGGAGACGCAUUUCUGCCCUGAAGCUCUGAAAAGAUCUUUUGAGGUCGAGGAGGUAGAUCAGUCUUCAAAUUCCUCCACCCCACAAAGAAGGACCCCAAACCCUCUCCUCAGGUCCACCGUGUCCAGCUCCACACAGAAGUUUCAGGAACUCGGUGCCAGGAACUCGGAGCCAUCUGCCAGACAUGCAGACCCCACAGCCCAGCGAUCCCCCAAGGCUCCACUGAGGAGAGUAGAGCACUCCGGACCCAAACUGCCAGAGCCGGUGUCCAGAAGAACAGAAAUCUCCAUUGACAUCUCAUCCAAGCAGGUGGAGAACUCCACUUCGGGGUUGUCGAGGUUUGGCCUCAAAAGAGCAGAUGUGCUGGGGCACAAAGCCCCGGAGCCCACCCCACGCAGGACUGAGAUCACACUCGGCAAACCCCAGGAGCCGGGACUGCGGCGGGCGGACGCCCCGGCCUCGAAGAUCCCUGAGAUGCCCCAGCGCAGAGCGGAGCCGCCCAGCGCUCCCAUGCCUGACGUGGCCACCAAGCGCGUGGAAAUUCAGGUAGCCAAGGCUGCCGAGGUGCCGACCCCGCUGGCACGGCAAGUGGAGAGCAUGGAGCCCGUGCCGACCCCACAGCCUCCCCAGGCAGAACCAAAGCCACAGCCGGUGCUGAUGGAGAGCCCACCAAAGAGAGAAGAAGGUCCAGAGGCCGUUCCCAGCCCCGUGCCCGGCAUGACGGACGCUGUGCGUGAUGCUGGCCCCAAACAGGCGGCACCGGCACGGCCGGACAAACCAGCUGCAGACUUUGGCUACGUGGGGAUCGAUGCCAUCCUGGAGCAGAUGAGACGGAAAGCCAUGAAGCAAGGCUUCGAGUUCAACAUCAUGGUUGUGGGUCAGAGCGGCUUGGGGAAAUCCACAUUAAUCAACACCCUCUUCAAAUCCAAAAUCAGCCGGAAAUCUGUACAGCCAACUUCUGAAGAGCGGAUCCCUAAGACCAUUGAGAUCAAAUCCAUUACUCAUGAGAUCGAAGAGAAAGGGGUUCGCAUGAAGCUGACAGUCAUUGACACUCCUGGCUUUGGAGACCACAUCAACAACGAGAACUGCUGGCAGCCCAUCAUGAAGUUCAUCAACGAUCAGUAUGAGAAGUACCUGCAGGAGGAGAUCAACAUCAACCGCAAGAAGCGGAUCCCUGACACCAGGGUGCACUGCUGUAUAUACUUCAUCCCCGCCACCGGCCACUCGCUCCGACCGCUGGACAUUGAGUUCAUGAAACGCCUGAGCAAAGUGGUCAACAUCGUCCCCGUGAUCGCCAAAGCCGACACGCUGACGCUGGAGGAGAGGGACUACUUCAAGCAGAGGAUCACAGCUGAUCUCCUUGCCAAUGGGAUUGAUGUGUACCCUCAGAAGGAGUUUGAUGAAGAUUCUGAAGAUCGGCUCGUGAAUGAGAAAUUCAGGGAAAUGAUCCCAUUUGCAGUCGUGGGCAGUGACCAGGAAUACCAGGUUAAUGGAAGGAGAAUCCUUGGAAGGAAGACCAAGUGGGGCACCAUUGAAGUGGAAAACACGACACACUGUGAGUUCGCCUACCUGCGGGACCUCCUCAUCAGGACACACAUGCAAAACAUAAAGGAUAUUACCAGCAAUAUCCACUUCGAAGCCUACAGGGUGAAGAGGCUGAACGAGGGCCAGAGCUCGCUCUCCAACGGCGUGACCGACAAAGAGCUGGUGGCUAACGAAAUGUAACCGUCUCGCUCUGUAGCCAGGACCUUGCUCGCUCACGCUCGCUAUCUCUACCCCCUUCUCCCUUUAUUUUUAUAUAAAUCCUCUGCCACUGUCCCUUUCCCCCCAACCCCCCCCCCCCCCCCCGCCAAUGUUAACUGACCAAAUAACCAGAUGCUGUAUGUUGUACAGAGUGGGGUGAGUGCCCGUCCCCUGCUGCCCCCCAGCCCUGGGAGGGGAUGGAGGAGCCUCCACCCAUAGGGCUGUAUGGAUUUGGGCUGUAGGGCAGCAGGUGCUGCAGGGUCCCAGGGUGCGGUGGGGGUCUCCUGCCCCCUCUGUGGCCAUGCACCCAGGGCAGUUUGCCAGAGGCUGAGUACCUCUGUCCCACGUCUGUGCCAUUUUUCCUCUCCGUCCAUUGGAGGCAAGGCUUGCUCCAUGUCAUUGUACCCUCCAGAAGCAAAGCAAGGUACGGUGGUGUGAAGACAGCAAGGCAGUGCUAUCCUCGUCUCCUGCCUCCUCCUCGGCAGCCCUGCAGCACCAGCCCUGACUCAGCCCCUCUUCCCUGCCUACAUGCAAUAAGCUGGGAGCAUUGGGGUGUUACUUUGCCUCACAGCAGCCCGGCUCUGGGAGAAGUGCCUUUAGGACUGUUACCUUGCAAUAGUGCAGAAUGGGGAAGGGAGGCUGUGUCUGGAAAAUGCUUCCCCACGCUGCAACACUUUGCAGAGACUCCUCAUCCCUCUCACUCGUGGCUUGGCCCAUAGGUAUGGCUGGGUUCCUGUGGACCCACGUGUAUUUAUUUUUAAUCUGUAGGGUGUUUUAUUCCAUGGAAGGCUCAGAGUGUGUUUGAAGAGGCUGAGAGUGAAACAUCUCUGCAAAGCGGUGCUGGGAAGUGGAAGUUUGUCCUAUCUGACCCUUGUCAUAGUAGGCUUUUCCUUAAGUCAGAGGAGGCCUCUAGGUGUUAUUUUUCUACACGUAUUCCUUUGCAUCCCGCGUGUGAUGUCUCCAUAACGCACUCCAUGUGAAUAGCCCUGUGCAGGGGGCUGUGCCCGCACUGCCUGAGCCCCACAUGCCCACGUGCAUGAGAGCAGCCCGGCCCUACGGCUCUGCCCCACACACUUUGUGUUUCCAUGGACCUGCGGGAAGAAGGACCCUUUGUGGGCUCUGCUGGGGAACGCUGCGUGGCACACGAGGGGUGGCCCAGGAGCCCCACAUCCCCCUGCCCCUUUCCCAGUGUCAGCUCCAUCCAUCUCUGCUCUCCUGUGGGAUGAAACCUCAUGCAAAUGGCCCUUUUUUUUUUGGCAAGUAAUCACGGCAGCGUGUCCCACCCCACGUUCCCUAUGGGGCAGAGGAGCAGAGGCAGCUCUCACCCUGCUCAGGAUGCCCACAGGCUCAGUGCAGGGUUAGGAGGUGCUCCUACACACCCUGGGGCGCAGCGCAAGGAGAACGCGCUCUCCCCAUAGCUCACAUUUCCCCCUCUGCAGCAGCACGUGCUGAGCUGCUGGGGAAGCAUGACGACUUACAUACCGACUUGCUAUAUCUUAGCAAAAACAAAAUGUAUUUACUGACAAAAAAAGAAAAAGAAUAGGUGCAUUUCAAUAGUUACAAAGACUUAAAGGGGAGAUCUCCUGCGUGAGGCACUGCUGCAAAUGCCAUCUUAAAUUCUUUUCCCCUCUCUCAGCUGGGCCAGGCGAGGCGCGCUGCUUUCUCCCUUAUAACCUGGGAUCUUUCUUUUGGGGGGGAGGGGGGGGAAGGAAAACAAAAGAACAUACAAUAAUAAAAAGAACAACCUUCAUCCAGAUGUAUUACAAUGGCCUUUCGGGGGUUAUAAGCAUUAUGAGAAAUUUAGUCCUUUUUUUUUUUUUUUUUUUUUUUUUUAUUUGUAUAAAUAAUAGUGUUUAAUAUGUAUUUCCCAAAAUAAAUGUUUUGAAUGCG
Molecule: messenger RNA, 13298 nt
Organism: Gallus gallus (chicken)
Lineage: Eukaryota; Metazoa; Chordata; Aves; Galliformes; Phasianidae
Gene: SEPTIN9
Product: septin 9
Exons: 13
Coding region: 9420-11390 (656 amino acids)
Biological process (GO): cytoskeleton-dependent cytokinesis
Cellular component (GO): septin complex; septin ring; cell division site
Molecular function (GO): molecular adaptor activity; GTP binding; GTPase activity
Source: RefSeq, a predicted model, not a curated record